This is a messenger RNA of Cajanus cajan (pigeon pea), 2247 nucleotides long. RefSeq names its product ATP-dependent DNA helicase 2 subunit Ku70-like protein (gene KU70). Gene Ontology annotation, molecular function: telomeric repeat DNA binding; DNA helicase activity; damaged DNA binding. NCBI's taxonomy places the organism in Eukaryota, Viridiplantae, Streptophyta, Magnoliopsida, Fabales, Fabaceae. Gene Ontology annotation, biological process: telomere maintenance; double-strand break repair via nonhomologous end joining. The record is from RefSeq and is a predicted model, not a curated record. Gene Ontology annotation, cellular component: Ku70:Ku80 complex; nucleus.
GUUUACGGUCGGAAGUUUGGGCGCGCAUGAGAGAGAGAGAGGAAGGGUUUGCAUUUGAUUACUGUUGAGAAGUGCGAAAUGGAUGUCGACGCUGAUGACAUCUUCAGAGACGACGAAGAUGAUCCUGACGCUCAACACUCUCUACUGGAAGAUGAGUCAAGCAAAGAAUACGUGGUUUACCUCGUCGAUGCUUCUCCUAAGAUGUUCAACACUACUUGUCCUGCUGCGGAACAAGACCAAAACGAUGAAACUCAUUUCCACAUUGCCAUCUCUUGUAUUUCUCACACACUCAAGUCUCAGAUCAUUAACAGAUCCUACGACCAAGUUGCCAUAUGCUUCUUUAACACUAGGGAGAAGAAGAAUUUACAAGACUUAAACGGUGUUUAUGUAUUUAAUGUUGCUGAAAGAGAGUUUCUAGACAGGCCAACAGCAAGGCUCAUCAAAGAAUUUGAUCAUUUGGAGGAAUCGUUUUCAAAAAGCAUUGGAAGCCAGCAUGGUGUUGUGUCUGGGACUCAAGAAAAUUCUCUCUACAAUGCUAUCUGGGCGGCUCAGGCACUUCUUCGUAAAGGGUCAGCAAAGACAGUUGACAAACGCAUACUUUUGUUCACAAAUGAAGAUGAUCCUUUUGGAAGUAUCAAAGGGGCUGUAAAAUCAGAUAUGACAAGAAUGACACUGCAGAGAGCUAAAGAUGCACAGGAUCUUGGCAUUUCUAUUGAACUCCUUCCCUUGAAUCACCCCAAUGAAGCAUUUAAUGUAUCUCAAUUCUAUGCUGAUUUGAUUGGGUUAGAAGGAGAUUAUCUUGUUGACUUUAUGCCAUCAGCAACAAACAGAUUAGAGGAUAUGAAAGAUCAACUAAGAAAACGCAUGUUUACCAAGCGCAAAGUGAAAAGUCUUAAAUUCACAAUAGUUAAUGGGAUAUCUAUACAACUGAAUUCUUAUGCUUUAAUUCGUCCCACUGUCCCAGGAGCGAUCACAUGGCUUGAUUCUAUUACUAAUUGUCCUUUGAAGUGUGAAAGAACUUUCAUUUGUGCUGAUACUGGUGCCUUGAUGGAAGAACCUAUUACACGGCUUCAUCCUUAUAAAAACCAGAAUAUUACAUUUUCAAUGAAGCAGCUAUCUGAAAUUAAAAGAGUUUCAAUUGGUCAUCUACAUCUUUUAGGGUUCAAGCCACUGAGUUGCUUGCGAGAUUAUUACAACUUGAAGCCAUCAACUUUCCUUUACCCUAGUGAUGAGGGUACAGACAACAGCAUGUGCAUCUUCAUUGCCCUUCAUAGGAAGAUGAUUCAACUCAAUCGUUUUGCUGUUGCAUUUGGUGGUAGUUCCUCUCGCCCUCAAUUGGUUGCUCUUGUUGCGCAGGAAGAAGUUAUCCAAUCAGGUAGUCAGAUUGAGCCGCCAGGAAUGCACAUGAUUUAUCUUCCAUAUUCUGAUGACAUCAGACUUGUUGAAGAGCGUUAUUCAGAUUCAAGUGGCAUGGUGACUAAAGCAAGUGAUGAUCAAAUUAAAAAGGCAGCUGAUUUAAUUAAGCGUAUUGACUUGAAGGGUUUUUCUGUAUGCCAACUUACCAACCCUGCCUUGCAGAGACACUAUGCAGUAUUGCAGGCAUUGGCACUGGCAGAGGAUGAUAUUCCAGAAAUGAAAGAUGAAACAUUACCUGAUGAGGAAGGCUUGGCCAGACCAGGAGUGGUAAGGGCAUUAGAAGAAUUCAAAACAUCCGUAUAUGGGGAUAAUUAUGAUGAGGAAAAUGAGCACAACACUGGGGAGCCGACUGAAGCCUCCAAGAAACGAAAAGCAAAUGCCGAGUUUGCAACAAAAGAGUGUGAAAACUAUGACUGGGGUGAGCUUGCUGAUACCGGAAAGUUAAAGGACUUGACUGUGGUGGAGUUAAAAUAUUAUCUUACAGCAAACAAUCUUCCUGUUUCUGGGAAGAAGGAGGCUAUAAUUACCCGAAUACUAACUCACAUGGGAAAAUGAGCAAGGGGACACCGUUUUCUCAUUGAUCAUUUUGCAACCUCGAUAUAUAGAAUGCAAGACUCCUAGUACUGAUCCUUUUUGGCUAAAAGACUGAUUUGUACUUGAACUGAUCAGCAUGGCAUUAGGGUAUGUGAUAGCAUGUUACUGUUAGUAGGCAUUGGUACGUGUUAGACCUCCAAUACGCAAAAUUAACACAUCUCAGUUUGCAAGUUGUCGUAAAUUUGUUUUUAUCUUUUUUACUCACUUUUUAAUAGUUCAUCAAGUUAAGUCGGUAAA